This is a messenger RNA of Cladocopium goreaui, 1148 nucleotides long. The record is from the annotation of a GenBank genome assembly. Lineage: Eukaryota; Dinophyceae; Suessiales; Symbiodiniaceae.
AUGGUCCUUUUUCGGGGAGUCGGGCAGGUGGCGACCCUGCAUUCUCAUCUUGACGCGCUGCGCAGUGCUCGAAUUUGUCAAGGUGUUUUGCUGACAGCUGGAGAAGAUUCGAUCGUGAAGGCCUGGGAUAUUGGCAGCAUGCCUGGCGCCAUUUGGAUCGAUGGUGCCUGUGAAGACUUAGAGCCGUUUGCAAACUACCGCGCACACAGUGGGCCAGUUAUGGCGCUGGCAGUGCCUGAUGGGGAGGAGAAUCUUCAAUCUCCCGUUGGCUUCAGUGGUGGGAUGGACGGUGACAUCUACUCCUUUGAACUGAUUUCACCCUCAGAGAACGGGUCCCUGGACCCCGAGGCGGCCAGAACUGGGCCACGGGACCUGGGCCACCUGCAGAGCUUCCGAGCCCAUCGAGACGGGGUUGUCUCGUUGGAUUUGCAGCCCAAACUGGGCUUGUUGGCCAGCGCCGGUUUGGACAAUCUGGUGUUGCUGUGGCGCGUCCCACAGGAAACCCGCGACGAGAACGGAGGCCUGCGAGCGGCCAAUGCACCACUUCAGGCUUUGGACAUCCCAGCACCUGGCAGUCGCGAUGAGCACAGUUUCGGGUCACUCACAGGAGUUGCUUGGGGUCCUCGCAGAUCUACCUUGCUCCUGUGCUGCAGCAGUGCUGCAUCUACUUGCUGCGCCAUGGAUGUAACACAUGGAGCUGCAAUUUACAGUGCCGAGAAAACCAAAGAGGACGCAGUGGCACCUGUGCUGGCAGUUGCAAGCCAUGCUGAGCGUGAUAUCGCUGUGAGUGGUCAUGCAGAUGGUUAUGCUCGGAUCUUCAGUCCAUUGACUGGAAGGCAAAUGUGGAACCUUCGAUGUGGCAAAAGCGUCACAUCUGUGGCACUGGAUCCUUUCGGGAGUGCAUCAGAAGUCAUGGCAUGCCGAGACGGAGUGCUACUGAUCUUCGAUGUGCGGAUGUGUCAUUGCAUCCAAGAGAUCCCUCUGCAUCAGGGAGAGGCGAUUCACUGGGUGUGCCAUGCUGGUGUGCUCCCGCGGCAACUUGGGGGAAACGACCUCAUCAUCACUGCAGGUGCAGAUGCAACGGCCAACGUGCUUGACAGGACAGCGCAGUGACGAAACAAAAUGAUCCGCUGAUCUGAAAAAAGUAC